This is a messenger RNA of Arabidopsis arenosa, 604 nucleotides long. Lineage: Eukaryota; Viridiplantae; Streptophyta; Magnoliopsida; Brassicales; Brassicaceae. The record is from the annotation of a GenBank genome assembly.
AGAGUCGUCGUCCAAAGCCGAGAAGCAAAAAGAAACUCUGAAAUAUCUUCGAGCUGCGACAGGAAAAAUGGACGCGGCGAUAGGGAAGGUUUUCGAUUCCGUCUCAGACUUCUUCUCCGGCGCUGCUUCUGCUUCCGCCGAUGAGUUCCCCUUGUGCGAUUCCGACAUCAUCUCCGGAUGUGAGAAAGAACUUGCAGAGGCUCAAGACGAAGGACGUAAGAAGGAAUGCAUUAUGCGUCUUUCAUGGGCUCUUGUUCAUUCAAAGAUGCCUGGUGAUAUCCAGCGUGGAAUUGCAAUGCUUGAAGCUUUGGUGGUUAAUGAUACAAGUGCAAUGAAACUUAGGGAGAAGCUAUAUCUCCUUGCUCUUGGGUACUAUCGAAGCGGUGACUUUUCAAGAAGCCGGGAUUGUAUAGAACGGUGUUUGGAGGUUGAACCAGAGUGGGGACAGGCUCAGACUCUCAAAAAGGCUAUAGAGGACCGUAUUGUGAAAGAUGGUGUUAUUGGCGUUGGAAUUGCUGUCACUGCUGUAGGGCUUGUUGCUGGUAUUGCUGCAGCCAUUAUACGCAGCUAAGGAGGAAAGAACCAAUACAUGUAAAUGUUUCCC